Molecule: messenger RNA, 4386 nt
Organism: Seminavis robusta
Lineage: Eukaryota; Bacillariophyta; Bacillariophyceae; Naviculales; Naviculaceae
Source: the annotation of a GenBank genome assembly
GUUUUAUGUUUGGUGCAUGCAGCAUGAAUGCGGUGGCAGCCGACAAUGAUGAGGACAGCGGCCUUAUUCUGAUGCUCGGGGACCACAUUCUAGCUAGAGUUGUUAUUGGAGCAGAACGAGUAUAAGAAGAAGAAACUUGGAUAUUUCAAUUGUUGCACAGAGGUGGACAAGGCUGGACAGCUAUCGGUACGGUAGAGGAGAAACCGUCUUCAGGAGGUUCCGUUUCCGCAAUCAAUCCUGAUGCCGCUUUUUCUGGACACCACCACCACCAUCUUCCCAUUUGAUCUCGUCGGCUAGUAGCUAUCCGUCCUUCCUCAAUUCCAAGAGUCUCUUGAGUACUGUAGGAGGAUUGGCCGGGUUCCUGUUGCUACUGCAGAGCUACCACCAAUACUAGCUAGGGACAGCUUUGGCGGUUACAAUGAAUUCCUCCACUGGUGGAGGACGCCACCAUCACCGGCCACAACGACAGCAGCAGCAUCCUGUGAUCCCUGUCUCCAGCAGUCAAUGGCACAGUCACAGACGGCCACAACAGCACCAUUACCAGCAGCAACAACAAUAUGAAACUCCCAGAAAUAAUGUUCACAUGGCAACAAGACAGACACCACCAUCGGCUCAACACUAUCAGGGUAGCAUUGCCAGCGUCUCUCGCCAAGAACGAUUUCGACACCAGCAGCAAGAGUACUUUCCACCAUCCCAGCAACAACAAUCCCCAUUUCCAGGAAUUGGACUCGAUUAUGUAGACGAUGUGCCACCGCCUUCUCCUUUGGUACUGGACCCAUCGGCUCCAUUGCCGCCUUCUGGCUCCAGUAGUGCAACCCAUGGCAAUGCUGCCCAUCAAAACAACAACAAACAGGAGGGAAUGAUGCAGCAUCUACUCAAGGGAAUUGGCGUUUCUGGGUCCUCCUCUUCGCCUGCUAGAAAACAACAUCAUCCUCAACAUCAUGCUCAUGGCAAUUCACAACCACCUCCACGUCAGGCAGCCUCUCAUCCUUCACAACAACAACAACAAUUAUCAGCCGUGCCAGAACCACCCAAUGCCACUGAUUUGGCCCGAUUGGCUCCCAGAGCUGGGUUUCUGCAGAAAUUAGGAACCAACAUUCAUACGUACAAACGCCGAUUCUUUGUGCUACAACCCUCCACAUAUCUCUACUACUUUUUGUCUCCCAGUGACACUGUACCACGAGGAGCCAUUGCCAUGGACGAUGCCACAGUCCAGAUUGUCGAAACAUUACCCGAUGGGCGAUCGCGACUCGAAUUAAAAUGGCCCAACCAUGCAAGGACCAUACAUUUGGAAGCACGAACUCCCGAACAGGCGCAAGAAUGGUGUCAAUCGCUACAGCAAGAACGAUUGUCCCAUGUUCGAUCGAAAUGGGAAGAAUCACAACAAGAAUUGGCGAACGCAAAGAAUGAAAUUGAGGAUUUGAAACGACAAUUGGAACAUUAUGCUUAUGUGGAACAAGACCGGGAUGGGGCUCUGGAAGAUGCACGACGAUGGAAGGGACAGUUUGAACAAUUGGAUGAAACCAUUCGGGUACUGGCCAAUCACGUGCGGAAAAUGCCAACGACAACAACCACUCAUGCUGACAAUGAGAAAACUGGGGAAGAAGCAAAAGAAAGGACUGACGAUCAAGGGGAGACGGGCGACGCAGUCAUGUUUAAUGCAGAGAAAGACAGCGAUCGGCAAGAGGGUGAUGGCAACGAUCUUGCCGUAGCGAUUGGCAAGGAUAAUCCUGCUGCAAAAACCACCGCAAAGGCUGUAGAGAAAGUGGCCACGGAAGGCAAUGCUAACGAGACUAAUUCAAACGAGCCGGGCACUCGCAACGAAACUGAAACUGAGGCUUCCACGGACGAGCAGAAAGAUCGAAACACUGCCAGGGAAAACGAGGAGCCGGCUGAGGAUGAUGACAAUGUUGAUAAGGGGCCUCGGGAUGUCUCGUUACUGGACGAUGAUGCCGCCGCCGAAGAGGCCGCGGCAGCCCUCUUUGAAAGCAGCAAUAUUAUCGAACAGCUGGACGCACCAGGACAACACUUUCCGGCUCUGAUCAAUGCAUGUCAACAACUGCGGGAGAAUGUACGAUUGUCAUCGGAAGAGGCCAUUGCUGCGGUGGAAGAUACAAAAGCGGCUCAGGAUGUCUCAAAGGCGCUGCAAGCUCGGAUGACCAAGGCAGAGAAACAGCUUUGCAAUUUGUGGGAGGAGAAUUGCAGCAUUCGAAAGACACUCAAGCAGAAAAAACGAGAAAAGCGAGUGCUGGUUCGAGAAGUGAAGUCGUUGAUGGAAGUACAGAAAAAGCAACAACAGUUGCAGCAACAGCAGCAGCAUCUGCUUGCUCAACAAAUGGGAUACCACUCGCAGCAACGACAACAUCUAACGACACAGCCAAGGAUGAAAUAUGCAUUGGGGCUUCCCGAGAUGGACGUGGAAGAUGAUGCAACGAUUGGCAGUGACGAAGAGGAACGACUGAUCAAUGAGUUGGAGGAGCAUGUGGUGUCGAGCAUUCGACUGCACGAGGAGUUCAUAUCGGCAUCAGCUGUCAAGGGAGAUCAGCAAGACAAAGAUGCAGAACCUACGUCGAAUGCCAGGCGCCUUCAUGACCCAGCUGUACCUUCCUCCUGCAAUAGUACAGCAACAACAACAGCCUCGACUCAGUCGGGUGUGAGGAAUAUUCGCUUCGCUCGAAUGGACACAACAAGUACUGCAGCUACCGUCGUUCAUCACACUACUCCUGCCAAACCGCCGCCAUCACUUCCUCUUCUUUCGCAUUCUUCCCGCCCUCGCGAUUCGCCACUACCUUCCCUUUUUGAUCGGAGCUCUUUUGAGACCGAAUCUGAAGCGGACAGCGGAGAAGUCGAGGGCAACAUUUCUAAACGUGUUGCUCUUGAAGGGGCAGAUGAUGAAGACGGCGAGGCUUCGUCGCUGCAACCUCCAGAAAUGGUUGUCGAUGAGAGCGGAUUCCCGAAACCCGUGGAUAUUGAUGGACGGUCCAUCAGCAGCGUCGCUGCUUCUUUCGGGGGUGAAAGUGGCAGCUCGGGAGGUAGGCCCAUUAGCACACCUCUGCGACCAAAUCCAAUUCUGCAGUUAGAUCAGGAUGAGAUGGAAGAGUUAAGGCGAACGGAAGACGGAGACGACAAAAUGGAAUACUUCAAACCGAUCAAUGUUGCUCGAACUCAGGCCACCUCCAGGCUGGUUUGCCCCCUGGCGGACGUGGUGCAGACAAAACCUAAGGAUGAAUUCGCUUCUGUGGGACCUCAAAGGUACCAAGACGAACUUCAAAUUUAUCAUCUCACGUUCUAUACACAGAAAAUCGGGCUUCAGUUUCAAAAGGUCCCAGCACCUCCAGUUAAGCCGCGGGGCUUGCUGACUGAUGCAAUGACAUCUGAUCUUGCGGGAGAUCCUCGUGGCGCGGAUAAGACUGCUUCGGAGCUGAAGCGAGUCGCUGCAAUUGCUACUUGGGCAAAGAACGAUGUUGACCACGGAGAACCAAACUCGGAUGCUUGUUUGCAGGUUGCCACUCCAGUUGACGCUGUACUUGUGUGUGGAUUUGAGGGAUUCGAUGAUUCCGGCAACAACAUACGACCAAAGUUGGGGGCGCGACUUGUGGCCUUUGAUGGAGUCUCUGUAGAGGUCGGAAGGUGGACUUUUGAUAGCAUCAGAAAAUCCAUCAAAGCCCGUGGGCGCCCUUUGACGCUCAGUUUUCGCAAUGAUUUUUUGACCACUGAUCAGCGCGCCAUCAUGACCAAGGCGGUUUCCCAAGCCGAACGGAGACCUCCACCAUUGAGCACCCCAGAGCUCUUCUCCAAGUUCACUGAUUCGAUCGAGUAUUCUGCCGUAGUGCAAUACCGGAAGCACGUUGAAGACCCAAGACCAGAUUCUAGAGCGUCUGCGCCUUCGUUGCCUGGUGUAUCGUCGCACGAGACGGAUCAGUUUGUCAAUGAAACCUUUCGCACUUCCAAUGUUAUCAGACUGCCUGAAACAGGGCACUCAAAGAGAUGGGAGGACGAGGACGACCUUACGGUUUCAACGACGGGCUACCACAGCGACUACCAUCACCAACGUCCAGAGCAGUACCGGCGUAUGACAGGGUCUUCAGGAGGGAGCUACAUCAGCAGCAGACCUGGCGCUUACCAGUACAGAGCCUUCAGUGAAGCCGGUUCUUCUGCAAGUGCGCUUUCGAGCGCCAUUGGCCCGCUCAUGUCAAAUCUUUUGGGCGGCCUGUCGGAGAAGAAGAAGCCUGUGAACAUGAAUCCAUCGUACCUGCACAGUCGAGUACCGGUGGAGUCGACACCACAACAUCAAGAGUUUCAAGCAGGCUUGCUGUAAAUAGCAAUGUACCAGUAAAGCAUGAACAUAUUGUAUUGUAACAGUCUAAUAGUAUGUUGUUUUCUCGC